This is a messenger RNA of Nicotiana attenuata, 2516 nucleotides long. RefSeq lists its product as uncharacterized. The record is from RefSeq and is a predicted model, not a curated record. NCBI's taxonomy places the organism in Eukaryota, Viridiplantae, Streptophyta, Magnoliopsida, Solanales, Solanaceae. The transcript is spliced from 2 exons. Bases 106 to 2448 code for a protein of 780 amino acids.
CUAGGGUCAACGUCUGGUACGACUAAUGAACAAAAUCAGAAUUCUUAUACUAUUUUGAAUAGAGGUCCAAAGGUAAAUAAAACAGGCAACAUAACCAUUAGCCAAAUGCGAUCAGAAUACGUCCCACUAAAAUUAAUUUCACGUUGCAAGUUCUGUCGAGCUAAGAAAUUUCAGUUUGAACCUCCUGGAUUUUGUUGUAGCAAUGGUUCAGUCAGCUUAACUGCACACAAAAUGCCCACAGAAUUGCGGAAUUUAUAUGUAGGAAAUACUGAGGAAUCUAAACGCUUUCGCACAUACAUUAGAACAUACAAUAAUAUCUUUGCAUUUACAUCACUUGGUGUGAGCUACGACAAAGAUUUAGCGAGAAGAAAUCAUGGUAUUUAUACUUUUAGAGUUCAAGGACAAAUGUAUCAUUUCAUAGAUGAUCUAUUCCCUGCGAACCAAAAGGCAAAAAAUCUGCAAUUAUACUUCUAUGACAAUGAUAAUGAACUAGCAAACAGAAUGGCUUGUUCCGAUAGGAUUGAUGAAAGUAUAGUCGGAAAUUUGAUGGAGUUGCUGAGAAAUAAUCCCUAUUCUAUUUUUUUAAGAUCGUUGACUAAUGUUCCAAACCUGCCAAACUUCUAUAUUGCGCUUAAAUGUGAUGCAAGCUUGGAUCAACGAAUAUAUAACCUCCCUACUGCAUCAGAAGUUGCUGCAAUAUGGGUUGAAGAAAAUAGUAAUAAUGUUAUUCGAGCACCUCAUAUUCGAAUUUACACUAAUAGUAAUAGGUCACAAUUAGUAAAUUAUUAUUAUGGUUGUUAUGAUCCUUUACAGUAUCCAUUAUUAUUUCCAUAUGGUCAAGGGGGAUGGCAUUGUGGAAUUAAAAAAAUUAUGCCUGCAACUAGAACUCAUGGACAAACUAUUUCUUGUGAAAAUGAAGACUUACCAAAUAUUAGGAAUAUGUGUUCAAUUGAUGGAUAUCUUGAAAUGGAAGAGCAUGUCCUACAACGGAAAAAACGAAAAAGAGACAAUGUUUCAAUUCGUGAGUAUUAUUGUUAUAAACUUCAAAUGAGAAAUGACGAUGAAGAUGAUGUUUUACACACAGGAAGAUUAUUUCAGCAAUAUUCUGUAGAUGAAUAUAUAAAACUUGAAACACAAAGAUUAGACUUUACCUCAUUUAAUCCAGAUUUGUUCAGAGUCGAUAUGUUACAGGGAAUUGUCGAUGCUUUGAGAUUUGGUGAGAGGGAAGCUGCUAACAUUGGAAGACAAAAUUUCCUCCCUGUUACAUUUAUAGGUGGACCAAGGGAUAUGCGUCGACGAUAUAUGGACGCUAUAGCAUUAGUGCAACGAUUUGGAAAACCUGAUAUAUUUUUAACUAUGACAUGCAACCCAUCCUGGCCAGAAAUAAAAGAACAUUUACUAUCAACUGAUGAAGUUCAAAAUAGACCCGACUUAAUUAGUAGAGUAUUUAGAGCCAAAGUAGAAGAAUUGAAAAAGGACAUAGUGAAACGAAGCAUAUUUGGAAAAGUUGCUGCUUUUAUGUAUACCAUGGAAUUUCAAAAGCGAGGUCUUCCGCAUGCUCAUUUUCUAAUCAUAUUGACUGACAAAUAUAAAUUGCUAACACCUGACUCUUACGAUAAUAUCAUCAGUGUUGAAAUACCCAAUGAAGAUACAGAACCAAAUCUUUAUUCACUUGUUCUUCAACACAUGAUGCAUGGUCCAUGUGGAGAACUAAAUCCUACUAAUUCAUGCAUGAAAAGAAACGAUUGCUGUAAAUUUGAAUAUCCAAAAGAGUACUCUGAUCAAACGUCGAAGGGAAAAAACUCAUACCCAGUUUAUAGGAGAAGAAAUACGGGAGAAAAGGUAAAAGUCAGAGGAUACUUUUUAGACAACUCUUGGGUUGUUCCCUAUAAUCCCUAUUUACUUGGUAAGUUCAAUUGUCACAUGAAUGUUGAAAUAUGUUCAGAUAUCAAAUUCGUCAAGUAUCUCUACAAAUAUAUUUGUAAAGGGCAUGACAAAAUUGCAUUUUCUGUACACAAUGACACAACUAUAGAAAUAGAUGAAAUAAAAGAAUAUCGAUCAGCUAGAUGGGUGUCACCUCCUGAAGCUAUGUGGCGUUUAUUUGGUUUCUCUAUAAGUGAAAUGAAUCCAAGUGUUUACCAUCUUCAGUUACAUCUUGAUGGACAACAAUUUGUUUCUUUUAAAAGCACUGCAAAUAUAGACACAGUGGUAAACAACCCAAUGAUUAGAAAAACGAUGCUAACUGAAUUUUUCUAUAUGAAUGAAACAAAUGAUGAUGCUAUUGAGCUUAACUUGCUAUACAAAGAAUUCCCAGAACACUUUGUGUGGUCAGUAAGUGACAAAAUGUGGAGUCGUCGCAAGCUACAAUGUACUAUUGGACGUGUGGUAAUAUGUCACCCUACUGAAGGAGAAAGAUAUUAUUUUAGAUUAUUAUUAAUGAAUAUAUGAGGUCCAAAAUCAUAUGAAGAUAUACGAACAGUGAACGGAGUAUGUUGUGAUACAUUUAGAGAGGCCGC